Molecule: messenger RNA, 1826 nt
Organism: Pteronotus mesoamericanus
Lineage: Eukaryota; Metazoa; Chordata; Mammalia; Chiroptera; Mormoopidae
Gene: CPSF4
Product: cleavage and polyadenylation specific factor 4
Exons: 8
Coding region: 146-955 (269 amino acids)
Cellular component (GO): mRNA cleavage and polyadenylation specificity factor complex
Molecular function (GO): RNA binding; zinc ion binding
Source: RefSeq, a predicted model, not a curated record
CUUCGGGCGGCGGCGGCGGCGGCGGCGGCCAGGUUAGGCGAGGCGAGGCGGCGGAGUGCCGUGUACGGCAGGAGGUGGCGGGUAGAGGUGUGAGAGUGGCAAGGUACUGAGGAGUUGCCAGGCCAGUGGGGCCGCCGCCGCCGCCAUGCAGGAAAUCAUCGCCAGCGUGGACCACAUCAAGUUCGACUUGGAGAUCGCGGUGGAGCAGCAGCUCGGGGCACAGCCGCUGCCCUUCCCCGGCAUGGACAAGUCAGGGGCUGCUGUCUGUGAAUUCUUUUUGAAAGCUGCCUGUGGGAAAGGGGGCAUGUGCCCAUUUCGCCACAUUAGUGGCGAGAAGACAGUGGUGUGCAAACACUGGCUGCGGGGGCUGUGCAAGAAGGGAGACCAGUGUGAGUUCCUGCACGAGUAUGACAUGACCAAGAUGCCUGAGUGCUACUUCUACUCGAAGUUUGGAGAGUGCAGCAACAAGGAGUGCCCCUUUCUGCACAUCGACCCUGAGUCCAAGAUCAAGGACUGCCCUUGGUACGACCGUGGCUUUUGCAAGCAUGGUCCCCUGUGUAGGCACCGGCACACGCGGAGAGUUAUCUGUGUGAAUUACCUCGUGGGAUUCUGCCCAGAGGGGCCCUCGUGUAAAUUCAUGCACCCUCGAUUUGAACUGCCAAUGGGAACCACCGAGCAGCCCCCACUGCCGCAGCAGACACAGCCUCCGACAAAGCAAAGUAACAAUCCGCCAUUACAAAGGUCGUCCUCCUUGAUCCAGUUAACGAGUCAGAACUCUUCUCCCAAUCAGCAGAGAGCCCCACAGGUCAUCGGGGUCAUGCAGAGUCAAAACAGCAGUGCAGGCAACCGGGGACCCCGGCCAUUGGAGCAGGUCACCUGUUACAAGUGUGGUGAAAAAGGACACUACGCCAACAGAUGCACCAAAGGGCACUUGGCCUUUCUCAGUGGACAGUGACAGCAGCUGGAGACAGCUCAGAACAGCCCAAGGGACCCCGUUGUGGGGACCACUCUGGGCCACCCUUGGGAGUGUGCAUUUAACUGUUCAAUGCCAGUGUUAGUGCAACUCUGGCUGAAGCUGGCAGGCAAGCACACUGGGGUUUUUCAAUGUAAGGGGCUAUGUCUGUCAGUUCCCCUAUCAUCUUGCUGUAAUUUUUUUUUUUUUAAGGGGGACAUGUGCUCCAUUUCUGUCCCUCAAGUCAGCAUCAUGUUUGUCUAGGCAUCAACACUUCCUGUGUGGGACUUCCUGAACACCGCCCUCUGGAAAGGGGAGGAAGUUGCCCGGAAGAGCUUGUGCUAAGCCGUUCUGUAUGAAAGACGGCCCUUCCCCUCAGUCCUCAUUAAACACCAGUUCUUGGUGACCCCAGGGACAGGUGGAUCAUUAAAACUGCAGCUAGGUCAUGCCUGCUUCCUCCAUGUCCUGCUGAGUUUAGAAGCUGUGCCUAUCAAUGUGAUUUGAACAAGGCAGCUCUUCAGGGCAAACUCAAGUGGACUUGUUGCCUCAGCUUGGUCCUCUUCCAAGCAAUUGAGAGGAGAGGUGCAGGGCUCUCAAGUGUGAGGGUCUUUUUCCUCUGGGCCUAUUUUCUUGGGGCACAUGCUUGACAGUGUUUAAGGUAUACCUUAAACUGGAGCUGCAGACAACCCUUUAAAUAGAUGACGCAGUCCACCUUUGCACCUACCUCCAGCCCCAUCAAGUGUCUGUGCUGUCACCUGGACACCUUUGGCCUACAGAGACUACCCUAAGCCUGGAAAUGUGAAACCACCUGGAACCUGCUGGGCAAGGGGGCCUAUCCAAGUUCAAUUGUAAAAACAAUUUUUAUGACGUUGAU